Messenger RNA from Pestalotiopsis fici W106-1, 1722 nucleotides. RefSeq lists its product as uncharacterized. NCBI's taxonomy places the organism in Eukaryota, Fungi, Ascomycota, Sordariomycetes, Amphisphaeriales, Sporocadaceae. Bases 1 to 1722 code for a protein of 573 amino acids. The record is from RefSeq and is a predicted model, not a curated record. The transcript has a single exon.
AUGAAAAUCAAUCAAGCAGCGCUGGCUGCACUUGCGGCGCUGCCUCGCCUGGCGUCUGCGUCCCUGGCUCAGAGGCUGAAGUUUCUCAACACUCGAGAUGUCGAGCCGGGGAUGCCGUACGAUUUGAAUACCAUUUCCACGUGCACCUGGUGGUACGAUAACUUUGAGGGUCUGACUUGCACCGACGUCCGCGAUUUGCUGUACGCCAUCAGUCCUGAAGACUUUACUCGCUGGAACCCAUCCAUCACCUUGGAUUGUGGAAACUGGAAGAGACUGUCGUACUGUGUGCAGGUCAAGAGCGAGCAAACGCAGACUACUUCUACUACUUCCACCACCACAACGACUAGCACGGCCUCCGCCACCGCAAAGCCGUCACUGCUCGGGUGGGAGUCUCUCGGUUGCUACGUUGAUGAUGACCCACACACCCUGAGCACUCUGAGCGCAAAAGAGGGUGGCAGCCAGCUCACAGUAGAAAAGUGUCAGACAGCAUGCUUCGGCGAUGAUUUUCUUUUCGCUGGAGUCAAAGCUGGUACUGAAUGCUGGUGUGGCAGUUAUGUUAGCAAUGAGUGGGCGUCUGACCAAGAUGAUUGCAACAUCCCUUGCGGUGGUCAAACAUCAGAGACGUGCGGCGGUACUAGUGUCAUGAACAUCUAUGAAGCCGAGGUCAAAGAUACUCUCCCUGCUCCUUCCACUCCUACAGACACGGCCACCACCACAACCACCAGUCUUGCUACAAGCACUACUACCAAGGCAACCAGCACUACCAGUACGUCGACCACAGCCACUGCCAUUCCGACUUGGCAAGCCCUUGGCUGCUACAAAGACCUGUACCCAGCCAACGACCGUACACUCAAAAACCUCCUUGCCACUAGUGAUACCAGUCUUACCAUUGCUAGCUGCCAAGCAAUGUGUAAACAAGACAAUUACCUGUACUCAGGCGUCGAGAAUGGACGCGAAUGCUGGUGCGGCAACGAGAUCCAGUCGUCCACGACCAAUGUGGUUGUAGCCGAGACAGACUGUCGUACUCCCUGUACUGGUGAUAGUUCUGAAUUCUGCGGCGCCGGCGCGCGUGUGUACCUUUACAAGUACGUCGCAGCCACCGAGGCCACCUGGCAGACCCUCGGCUGCUACAAUGACCUCUAUCCGACAGUCAACCGCACCCUGCGGGAUCUGCGCGAUUUCAGCGACACCAGCAUCACCAUUGCUGGUUGUCAGACAACGUGUAAAAAGGACGGUUACCUAUACGCUGGCGUCGAAGAUGGGCGCGAAUGCUGGUGCGGUAACGAGAUCCAGUCGUCCGCGACCAAUAUACCCGCCGCCACUUCCGACUGUAACAAGGCGUGCACAGGCGACAGUUCUGAACUGUGCGGUGCUGGUGCACGUGUUUUCCUAUACAAGAACAUUGUACCUACUGCUCCAUGGCUUGGACUCGGUUGCUAUGGAGAGGAGGAUCCACGAGUCUUGCGCAAUCUAUUGUCGGUUUCCUACGGUAGAGGAAAUGUCACGCACCAGAACUGCAUUGACACUUGUAAUCGCGGUGGAUACUCAUACGCUGGUGUCGAGAACGGCGAAGAGUGUUGGUGCGAUGACAUAAUCAAUCCUCCCGGAGAUUUGGCGUCUGAUGGAUCUGCUGGCUGCAACAAGGCAUGCACCGGAAACGCAGAUGAGACUUGUGGUGGCCUCGCCAGGUUGGAGAUAUUCGUCAAGUCCACUAGUAUUUGA